Messenger RNA from Trypanosoma theileri, 894 nucleotides. RefSeq lists its product as uncharacterized. The record is from RefSeq and is a predicted model, not a curated record. The coding region runs from base 1 to 894 and encodes 297 amino acids. The transcript has a single exon. Lineage: Eukaryota; Euglenozoa; Kinetoplastea; Trypanosomatida; Trypanosomatidae.
AUGGUGCACCGUGUGUUAUUCUUUCUCGUUUUACUUUUGAGUGUUGAUUCUCUCUGUAUUGCAGCUGCAGAGUCUCAACCUGUACCCCAGGCUGGUUCCAUUUGCAAAGACGGUGAUGGUGUUAGUUGUCCUGCUGGUGCUGCUGGACCCGUUGGUGAACCUGGAAUGUCUGCUUCUGCUCCUGGUGGUCCUUCCGGUGUUCUUACAAGAUCACCUGAUGGUGUUGAAGAUUGUACACAAGGCAAGAAUGGUCCUCCGUGUACUCCUAGCGGUGCUGGAUCUGAAGCUGCUAGUGCUGAGUGUGUGAAACCUUCUGCGGAGGCACGCUGCCCUACCAAUGGUGGUGACGCUCAGGAGAAUUGCACUUCUGGCGACUCUACUUGUCACAAUAAACCACAAGAAGCAGCUCCCGCCAAAACAAGGGAAAAUAGUGGAACCAGUGGUAACGAACGUCAACGUCCCGAUGGUCAAAGUCAUCCUGAAAGUAACGAAGAAGAAGCUGCGGCGGAUGGUGUAUCUGGUGGUGGUGCUUCUUCUUCUUCUGACCAUUCUCCUGCUCCUCAACCUUCUGAGGGGAGUGCUGUUGAGUCUUCAGAUGAUGGUGUACAUGGAAGCAAGGGCAACAAUACACCACGUGAGGGUGAAAAUGGAGAUAACAAUGAAACUGCGGCAACACAACCUUCUGCUGACUCUCCUAACACUUCGCCCACAGUGAGUGGUAAUGGUUCUCAUAAUACAACACCUGGGAAUGACACUGCACCUGCAGGGAGUGAGUCAUCAAAUAGCCAACAAGGUGUGGGAAAUGCAGACAGCAGCAGCAGUAUCAGCAGUUCUGUGUGGGUGCGUGUACCAUUACUGAUUGUGUCUAUGUUCUUCUCCGCUACCGUGUACUGA